Molecule: messenger RNA, 841 nt
Organism: Helianthus annuus (common sunflower)
Lineage: Eukaryota; Viridiplantae; Streptophyta; Magnoliopsida; Asterales; Asteraceae
Exons: 6
Coding region: 263-757 (164 amino acids)
Source: RefSeq, a predicted model, not a curated record
GUUUCUUCGGUUUGGUGGCGAUUCCUGUUCUUGAUUGCUUAGCGGGUCUGUUAUUGGUCGCAGCUAUCGGUGAUAGUUAAGCUAGACUUGUUCAUCCUAAAGUCAAAUCAAAGUUUGUUUUUGAGAUAAAGGACUUUCGACAAAGGUUGAACCAAAAGGAAAAUCAACUGAUUUUGUUUGUGACCAAAAUUUGUCUUCUCACGUUGUCUCUCAAUCUAAACCAAAGCCUAAGGUAUCCACAUCCUUCACAUCAACGUCUCAUAUGGGUUAUCAUACACGUUCUAAGGUUCCCAAAGUUGAUGAUUGUAUGGUCCUUCAGGAAAUCAAUCCUGCUGAAAACAAACAAGCUAAACCAAACCGUAAGGCAUUCAGAUCCUUGACACCUAUAGCUGUUGAUGUUGGCCGUAAAUGCUCUACAUCAAAAAAGUUCAAAAAAACUACUGUAAUUGAAUUCACCAAGAAAGUCGAAAGCAGACUGCGUUUAUCGACUGAUGUUUCGAGCCAUCUGUGUCUUUCUCUUGACAACUUGGAUCAUGUUACGGUUCAGAACGAAAAAUGUGAACUCAUUAAGUUGGGCACAAGAGGCGAGAAGUCUGGAAAGGGAUUCAGGUAUGGUUUUAAAAAGUGGUCAGCUUUCUUGAAAUUGAAUUACAUCGAGUUCCGCUCCACUCUUUUCUUUACAUACGUCAAGUCUUCUCAGUAUUUGAUGUUGACCAAAGUCGUACGCAAUAUCACAAAGAAAAGAGGCCGUUCGUGAAUGUUGGUUAUUAUGUUUAUGUUAGAUGGUUAAGCAUGAAUAUUAAAUGUGGUUUUUUGGUUGGUUUGUUUUGAUACUUGGGGA